AUGGCUCACCAAUCCCAAGACUUAUCGCUCCUGGACGCCAGUAUCUCGGAGCUCCAAUCCGCACUCUCUUCAGGAUUGCUCUCUAGUGUGGGCUUAGUAUCACGAUACCUACAACGAAUCAGCGUCUAUGAUGCAAGUAAUCUAAAGCUUACUGCCAUUCCGCUUCUAAACCCAGCCGCCCUCGAUGAAGCAGCCGCGUCCGAUGCUUGGCGUGCAGCUGGUCUGCCGCUGCGACCGUUGGAGGGUAUCCCCUUCCUCGCAAAAGACAGCAUUAAAGUGAAGGGGAUGACCGUGGCGAGCGGCUCACCUGCAUUUGAAACUCUCGUCGCCAACGAAGAUGCUGCCUGUAUCCAACUCCUCCGCGAGGCUGGCGCCGUGCUUCUCGGCCGGACGAACAUGCCCGCCAUGGCGUACGGUGGUAUGCAACGUGGGUGUUAUGGGCGCGCUGAAAGCCCGUAUAAUACAGCAUACCUGGCUGCGGCGUAUGCAUCCGGUUCAUCGAAUGGAUCGGCAGUCGCGACGACGGCCAACUUUUGUGCUUUUUCUCUAGGCAGCGAGACUGUUUCUUCGGGUCGCUCGCCGGCGUCAAAUAAUGCCGUUGUUGCAUACACGCCUUCGAAAGGCCUUCUUCCUCUCCGUGGUGUCUGGCCACUCUACUUGACUUGUGAUGUCCUAGUACCGCACACCAGGACUAUGGCAGAUAUGUUCCACGUCCUAGAUGUUCUAGCCGUGUCCGACAAAGCCCCGACGGGGGAUUUCUACCAGGAACAAAAACUCAUCUCCCUCCCUUCGAUCGAUACACUCCGACCACAGUCCUUUUCAGGAUUGCAAGACGGCACAUCCUUGCGCGGGAAGCGGAUCGGUGUACCGUCAAUGUACAUCGGAGGCGAUAACUGUUCUCUAUCCCCAGCCAGCAGAGUCAACACCCGGCCCUCCAUAAUCAAGCUAUGGAAAAACGCCAGAAAGGCCCUCGAGUCCUGUGGCGCGGAGGUAAUCGAAACGGACUUCCCAAUUGUGACAACCUACGAGUCAAACGCAGACAAGGGCCAGCUCGUCACCGUCGCAGGACUACCAGAAGGAUGGUCCGCGCUGGAGCGGAGCGAGCUCGUCGCACAUAUCUGGGAUGACUUCCUGAUCAACAACGGCCAAAAGGGUCUCGAUAGUCUUUCUAAGGUCGAUCCGACGACGAUCUUCCCUCUUGCACCGGGGUCUCUGAAGGGUGCACCCGAUGCGGCCAAUGCGCUGCGGUGGGACGAGAUGGUUCAAUACCCGCACCGGAGGCCGGCGUCUGUUUUCGAUAUCCCCGGUAUUCAGCAGGGAAUCCAGGCUCUUGAGAAUGCGCGCAAGGAGACUUUUGAGGACUGGAUGGAUGGGCUUGGGCUUGAUGCUGUUGUUUUCCCAGCCAAUGGCGAUAUCGGAGCUGCUGAUGCGGACUGCGAUGAGGCGGCUUCGCUGUUUGCGUGGAGUAAUGGCGUCAAGUACUCGAACGGGAACAGGCCUAUUCGUCACCUCGGUGUCCCCACUAUCUCCGUUCCUAUGGGUCUCAUGGAAGAUACGGGGAUGCCGGUGAACCUUACCUUCGCUGGAAAGGCAUACGAUGAUAACAGUCUGCUCAAGUAUGGCUUUUCUUUUGAGAUGGCGAUGAAGGGCCGUGUUAAGCCACCGCUUGUGCCUGCUCUUGACUCUGAUCUCAUCAAGGGUGGUCAAGAUCCUCGGCCAUGGGCUUCUCGAUCGACCGUUGAGUUGGUAGUGGAGACUCAAGUGAAGAAGAUUCAGGACUCCACCGUUGUGGUUCAAAUCCAGGGAUCAGUGGUACCCAAGGACUCUCAACUGGAGACUAUGGAAUGCCAUAUCAACGGUCAAGUGUUCAAGCCGGCCAUAGAGGGCGAUAGAUGGUUUAUCAUAGCUUCCUACCCUGCAUCGGAACGUGAUCAACCCUGGAAGAGGUGGUCGAGUCCUGCUUUGACACAGACUAUCAUAGUCAUCACAGCUCAUACGAAGGAUGGCUCGACAACGGGCAAGUUGAUCCUACUAUGA
Molecule: messenger RNA, 2037 nt
Organism: Penicillium roqueforti
Lineage: Eukaryota; Fungi; Ascomycota; Eurotiomycetes; Eurotiales; Aspergillaceae
Product: amidase family protein
Exons: 1
Coding region: 1-2037 (678 amino acids)
Source: RefSeq, a predicted model, not a curated record